This is a messenger RNA of Tripterygium wilfordii, 1232 nucleotides long. RefSeq names its product agamous-like MADS-box protein AGL81. The record is from RefSeq and is a predicted model, not a curated record. Gene Ontology annotation, molecular function: protein dimerization activity; DNA binding. NCBI's taxonomy places the organism in Eukaryota, Viridiplantae, Streptophyta, Magnoliopsida, Celastrales, Celastraceae. The transcript has a single exon. Bases 123 to 1160 code for a protein of 345 amino acids.
UUCUCCAAAAUCAAUUACUAUAUAAAAGAGAGUGAGAGAGAAUGAGCCCCCUCCAAACACUGAUCACUACAACAACCCAGGAUUUCUGUUCAUUCACUGCAUAGAAUACAAACUUAAUUUCAAUGGGUCGUCCUGCAUUGAAUCAACGGCAAGGAGGAGGGACAAAGAGGAAGAGAAAGCGCAAUGCCAAACAAUCUGGAGCAGAGACCUCCAGAAGGCGCGCUUUCAAGAAGCGAAUGUUGGUAUUGAAGACGAAAGCUUGCGAGCUCGCCGAGCUCUGUCCCGUCACCGUUUGUUGGGUCUGUUUCGGACCCGACGGAGAAGUCGUUACAUGGCCGGAAAAUCAGACAACUGUGAGAGACAUUAUUGGGACGUUCCAAGGACUUGGAGAGGACAAUAAGUGCAAACAAAGCUACGAUUUUUUGCGCGUUUUGCGGGACAAAAAGAGGAAGUUUGAAGGAGAAAUCAAGGGUAGGAAUUUGAACAAACAGUUUGUGGGCAAUUUUUCUAGAGAGGAAUUGGUUGAUUUGAGAUGUAAAUUGGAGUCCAAAUCUCAAGCUGUGUAUAAUAGGAUUAAUUCGCUUCAAAACCAGAUCAGGGAAAAGAAGGGGAAAGCUAUUAAAGUGUACAAAUUUAGCGAUUUGCUUAGUACCCAAACAGUAGAAUCAGCUCAACCUGGUGGUGAUGGACAAAUUGGGCAAAACCCAUUAAUGGGCUCUUCUAAUUCCUUCCAUGGUGAUUUAUUUAGUUCAGAAAAGGUGCAAUCACAUCAUGAUGUAGCACAAUUAACUCAAUCUGAUCAUGAUGGAGAUGGACAAAUUGGGCAAAACCCACUAAUGGGCUCGCCUAAUACCUACAAUGGUGAUUUGUCUGAUUUACAAUUUCUCCUACUUGACCCAGAAGUCCCACCUCUUGAUUUCAUGAAUGAUUCUACAAUGCAGUCUAAUGAACAAAAGUGUGAAGAUUGGUUGUCGGAUUAUGGUUAUUCAGGGAAUGAAAUUGGGACAACAGAGACUAACGAUGAUGAUUUGGUGCCCAAGAAUUUGGAUGAGAUUUCAGUGGGUUGGACUGACGACGAAGACAUUGAUGCCUUCCUUAACCUUGAUUGUCCAUCACUAUGGUCUGAAGAUGCGAGUAACAAUGUUACGAGCGAUAAAUAACAAUAAUGUUAUUGUGUCGUAACAUGGUAUUGUCGGAAGGAUCGUCACUUGAUCAAGCUUGUCCAGUCUCAA